Messenger RNA from Medicago truncatula (barrel medic), 471 nucleotides. RefSeq names its product LOB domain-containing protein 24. NCBI's taxonomy places the organism in Eukaryota, Viridiplantae, Streptophyta, Magnoliopsida, Fabales, Fabaceae. Bases 1 to 471 code for a protein of 156 amino acids. The record is from RefSeq and is a predicted model, not a curated record. The transcript has a single exon.
AUGGUUUGUGCAGCAUGCAAAUAUCAAAGAAGAAAGUGUUCUCCAAGUUGCGAUUUAGCUCCUUAUUUUCCAGCCGAUAAACCAGAAAUCUUCUACAAGGCUCAUCGUUUGUUUGGUGUUUCCAACAUGGUGAAGAUGCUAAAGAAUAUUGAUGAUGAACAUCUAAAAGAUGAAGCAAUGAAAUCAAUUAUCUUUGAGUCGGAUAUGCGUGCAAGAUUCCCUGCUACUGGAUGUCUCGGUGUUAUUCAUAUGUACGGAGGCAUGUUAAAGAAGUCUGUUGAUGAGUUAGAUCAUGUAAGAAAUCUACUAGCUUAUUGUAAACAACAUAAUCUUUCUUCUGCACCUUCUACUAGUUCUCAUUUUUCAAAUACUCCAAUUGGUGCAAAUUUGAAUACAAGUUUUAUGGAUUCAACAAAGGAAGCACAGCUGAAUGGUGACAAUGGUGGUGUUGAUCCACAGGGAAAACCUUAA